This is a messenger RNA of Varanus komodoensis (Komodo dragon), 2150 nucleotides long. RefSeq names its product retinol saturase (gene RETSAT). The coding region runs from base 1 to 1833 and encodes 610 amino acids. Lineage: Eukaryota; Metazoa; Chordata; Lepidosauria; Squamata; Varanidae. The record is from RefSeq and is a predicted model, not a curated record. The transcript has 11 exons.
AUGUGGGCGCAGCUGCUGCUCCUCGGCGCGGCCCUCGCCCUCGCCGGCCUCUGGGCGUGCUUGGGCAGCCGGAGGGGCUCCCGCAACCCUUUCGUGGCGGAUGCGCGGCGGCCGCCUGCGCCUCUGGUGACGGAGAGAGAUACGCGGAAAAGGGUCCUCAAGCAAGGCUUCUCCAGGAAGAAAAUUCCCGACGGUUUGGAUGCUGUCAUUAUUGGCAGUGGCUAUGGGGGGCUGGCAGCUGCUGUGAUCCUCUCGAAAGCUGGGAAGCGGGUGCUGGUGCUGGAGCAGCAUGGAAAGGCAGGAGGCUGCUGCCACACCUUCAGCGAGAGGGGCUUCGAGUUUGACGUAGGAAUCCAUUACAUAGGACAGAUGCAGGAGGGCUCUUCUCUACGCAUGAUGAUUGACCAGCUCACAGAUGGACAGCUCCAGUGGGCCAAGAUGGACUCUCCCUUUGAUGUGGUAAUUUUUGGAGACCAGGAAAGCAACAGGCGGUACUUUCUGUACAGUGGAGAGAAGGAAUAUGUUGAAGGCCUCAAGAGACAAUUCCCUGGAGAAGAUGCAAACAUCGAUGGAUUUGUGACCCUUAUAAAGAGAGUUGCCAAAGGAAGUGCCCACAUUGCUGUUCUGAAAAUGCUCCCGAUGCCCUUGGUCAAGUUUCUGCACUGCAGUGGCCUGCUGGCUUUGAUCUCACCUUUCUUUCGGAUGGUAUCCAAAAGUGUUUCAGACGUGGUCUCCGAGCUCACUACCAAUGCAGAGCUAAGAGCAGUGUUCAGUUACAUCUUCCCUACCCAUGGAGCGUUUCCUGCCCAGUCUAGCUUCCCUUUGCAUGCAGUCCUUGUGGAUCACUUCUUGGAAGGUGGGUGGUAUCCUCAGGGAGGUGCCAGUGAAAUUGCAUUUCAUUCCAUCCCCAUCAUUGAACGGGCUGGAGGAGCAGUCCUGACCAAGGCCCCCGUGCAGAACAUCUUGGUGAAUUCUCAAGGAAAAGCCUAUGGGGUGAGCGUAAAGAAAGGCCAAGACACUGUUAACAUCUAUGCUCCAGUUGUGAUUUCUGAUGCCGGCAUCUUUAACACCUACGAGCGGCUCUUGCCAGCAAAAUGGCAAGCCCUGACAGAGAUUCAGAACCAGCUCUCCAUGGUGCAUCAUGGCAUUGCGGGAUUCAGUCUCUUCAUAGGACUCAAGGGGUCCAAGGAAGAGCUGGGACUAGAAGCCAAGAACUACUUCAUCUACCGGCACAACGACCUGGAUGAAGCGUACAUUUCUUACUUUAAUUCUUCACGAGAGACUGCUGCAAAGAAUAUCCCUUCCCUGUACAUCGGAUGUCCAUCAGCCAAGGAUCCCCUGUGGGAGAAGAGAUACCCAGGCAAGUCUGUUCUGACCAUCCUGACUGCUGCAAAAUAUGAGUGGUUUGAGGAGUGGAAGGAAGAAAAGGUGACCAAGCGUGGAAAGGAAUAUGAGAGCUUCAAAAGCAGUUUUGUGGAGAGUAUCAUGGAGAGUAUCUUGAAAUUUUACCCUCAGAUCGAAGAUAAGAUCGAGCUUAUUUCUGCAGGAACCCCUCUCACCAAUUGCCACUACAUUGGCUCUCCACGAGGAGAGAUAUAUGGGGCAGAAAACAGCAUCUCUCGCCUCCAGGUAGAAGUCACAGCAACAGUGAGACCUCAGACUCCAAUUCCAAACCUCUACCUGACAGGUCAGGAUGUUUUCCUAGGUGGCUUCCCAGGAGCGCUUCAUGGAGCCCUAGUCUGUGCUUCGGCCGUUCUGCAGCGCAACCUCUACGUCGACUUUAUGUGGCUAGAAAGAAAACUCAAAGCUAACAGCUUGAAAAAGAACAACUGAGUCUUCACGUCUUGCCUCGUUAAGGGGUCCUACUGCUCCUGUUUGCCGUAGGCCAUGACUCCGAAGCUGCCUGGGUCCCGGGUUCCCUUUCCCAGCAAUGGAUGAUAUCUGGUCCUGAGACUAGGCAUAUAUGGGCCUAGGCCCACCUCUUAGGACAGCUCCACUUCAGAGACAUUGCUGUGGGGCCACUGCUGUAAUUUUGAUGUGUAGGCACAUUGAGUGAUGGUGCUAGGUUUGUCUUGAUGUAAAUGACUCUCCCACCUUCAACUACAUCAGAACCUCAGAGUCCUGCUGGAUCAGAACAAUGUUCCAUCUAG